GAUUCCCUCUCCAAACACAACAGAGAGCUGUCAUGGAGGAGAAGUAGCGACAGAUCCACAGACUGCACUUGAAGAGGCUCACCGACCGGGGGUGUGAUGUCGGUGGUGACGGUGCAGCUGGGGCAGUGCGGGAACCAGGUGGCUCAUGAGCUGUUCGACACCGUGUGCAGGGACGCGCAGGAUGGGCAGAGGAGGACGUACUGCACCGCCAGCACGGAGCGGUUCUUCCGCCGCAGCUCACAAGGAGAUCUCGUGGCCCGGGCGGUGCUGAUAGACAUGGAGCCUAAAGUGAUAAACCACUGUAUGAACGAGGCUGCGCAUUCUGGCAGGUGGAGUUAUGGAGACACGUCACACUUCAGCCAGAAGCAGGGCUCCGGAAACAACUGGGCUAAUGGGUAUUGUGUCCACGGUCCUCGUCACAAGGAGGUGGUGGAGGAGCUGGUGAGGCGGGAGGUGGAGCGCUGUGACAGGCUGGCUGGCCUCAUGGCCAUGAUGAGCGUGGCGGGAGGGACAGGGUCCGGGGUCGGCACCUUCGUCACUCAGGGUCUCCGAGACAUCUACCCAAAGUCCUUUAUCCUCAAUCACCUGACCUGGCCCUACGAGACUGGAGAGGUAAUUGUCCAGAACUAUAACUCCAUGCUGACGCUGGCUCAUCUCUACCAGCUGUCAGACGCCAUCCUGGUGCACGAGAACGACACGGUGCACAGGAUCUGCAGUCAGCUGCUCAACAUCAAGCACAUCUCCUUCAGUGACAUCAACAAGCUCAUCGCUCACCAGCUGGGCAGCGUGCUGCAGCCGGCGCUCACUGCUGACUCCCACGGAGGCUUCAGCAGAAAUCCUCUGGGUGAGCUGGUGAGCGCCCUGGUCUGCCACCCGGAGUACAAGCUGCUCAGUGUGUGCACCGUCCCCCAGAUGCCCAGUGCCUCCAUCGCUUACAGCACCUUCAGCUGGCCGGCGCUGCUCAAACACCUGCGACAGAUGCUCAUCUCCAACAGCAAGAUGGAGGAAGGUAUGGACUGGCAGGCGCGUCCACCUUCAGCCUCUGAGCGGAGCAGGAGUCUCACCGGGGCCAACACGUCUCUGGCCAACCUGCUCAUCCUGAGGGGGAAAGACGUCUACAGUGCAGAGACUGGAGGCUUUGAGGACCCGGGUCUGUACACCCCCUGGCUGUCAUCAGGAGAAGCUUUAAACCUGUGGAAAUCACCGGUGCCUUUUAACAAAUAUGAGAAAUCUGCAACGGUGGUCAGUAACAGUCGGGCUCUGCUCAGACCUCUGGAUCACAUGGUGAGAAAAGCCUGGAACAUGUUCGCCUCCAGAGCCUAUAUCCAUCAGUACGUUAAAUUUGGGAUCUCAGAGGAGGAUUUUCUCGACAGUUUUACAUCCCUGGAGCAGGUCAUCUCCAGCUACAGUCAACUGUGUUAGCAGAGAGAACGAGCACUACCUUUUAUUUGGACUGAAUGAAAACAAGAUUCUGCUGAUAUCAGGAACAUUGCUGCUUUUUUAACCAACAUGUAAAUAAAACAUAGUUUAUUUAAA
Messenger RNA from Limanda limanda (common dab), 1536 nucleotides. RefSeq names its product tubulin, delta 1 (gene tubd1). Gene Ontology annotation, biological process: microtubule cytoskeleton organization; mitotic cell cycle. Gene Ontology annotation, cellular component: microtubule; cytoplasm. Bases 97 to 1422 code for a protein of 441 amino acids. NCBI's taxonomy places the organism in Eukaryota, Metazoa, Chordata, Actinopteri, Pleuronectiformes, Pleuronectidae. The record is from RefSeq and is a predicted model, not a curated record. The transcript is spliced from 8 exons. Gene Ontology annotation, molecular function: GTP binding; structural constituent of cytoskeleton.